AUGCCGAUGCAUCCGGUCACCUCCACGUUGAUGUACAGGGGGAUCUGCACCAUCCCUGACAUCCUCUCCUACAGCGCCCCGGUGAACCUGCCCGAAGACGAGGUGGAAGAGAUUCGCGAGGCUUUCAAAGUGUUUGACCGCGAUGGAAACGGGUUCAUCUCCAAGCAGGAGCUGGGCAUGGCCAUGCGCUCCCUGGGCUACAUGCCGAACGAGGUGGAGCUGGAAGUCAUUAUCCAGAGACUCGACAUGGAUGGCGACGGCCAGGUGGACUUUGAGGAGUUCGUGACUCUUCUGGGUCCAAAGCUGACGGCAGCCGGGAUGCCAGACAAGUUCAACGGCACCGACUUUGACUCCGUGUUUUGGAAGUGCGACAUGCAGAAGCUGACGGUGGAGGAGCUGAAGAGGCUUCUGUAUGACACCUUCUGUGAUCACCUUUCCAUGAAAGACAUUGAGAACAUCAUCAUGACCGAGGAGAAUCACAUAGAGAACCCCGAGGACUGCCAAGUGGACAUCGACAGCUCCAGCCCGACGCAGCAGGUCAAACAAACUUGUGUGCGCAAGAGCCUGAUAUGCGCCUUCGCCAUUGCUUUCAUCAUCAGCGUCAUGCUCAUCGCAGCCAAUCAGGUGCUGCGGAGCGGCAUGAAGUAGGAGCAGUGACUUUUCCUUUGCCUUGACCACCAACGAAAGGCAAACCUUCGAGCUAAAACAACUGUGCAGAUCAACCUCAAUAACAGACGCAAAGAAAACACAACAAGACAAUUAAAAAAACAUCAGACGGACCGGACAGAUGACGCCAUG
Messenger RNA from Salarias fasciatus (jewelled blenny), 798 nucleotides. RefSeq names its product calcium binding protein 7a (gene cabp7a). The transcript has 5 exons. The record is from RefSeq and is a predicted model, not a curated record. Gene Ontology annotation, molecular function: calcium ion binding. Bases 1 to 648 code for a protein of 215 amino acids. NCBI's taxonomy places the organism in Eukaryota, Metazoa, Chordata, Actinopteri, Blenniiformes, Blenniidae. Gene Ontology annotation, cellular component: trans-Golgi network membrane.